AUGUCAUCGCAAGCGCUGGACGUGUCGAAGCUACGUGAUUAUUGGCAACAUUGUAUUCCAUGGUUUGAUCAUUCACGGCCAUACAAAGUGCAACAGGCUGCACACGGGCAAGGCAACCCAACAUUCAUAAUCACUGACGCUACUGGAAAGUCCGUCGUACUCCGGAAACGCCCCGCUGGCAAACUAGCUCCACAGCUGCACCGUGUCGAUCGUGAAUACCACGUCAUCAAAGCUCUAGAAUCGACGACGGUACCCGUCCCGAAAGCACUACUGUUAUGUGAAGACGAGUCGAUCAUCGGAACCGUGUUUUUCGUCAUGUCGUUCCUGCCUGGCCGGAUAUUUAUCGAUAUGAGGCUAAAGAGCUUUGGGCAUGAUGAGAGACGCGACUAUUACUACUCUGCCGUGAAAGUCCUCGCACAGCUACACAGCAUCAACCCAUCAACACUCAGCCUCCCAUCGUCCAUAACAUCCAAAGCAGGCAACUUUUACGCAAAACAGCUUGUCAUGUGGGACUCGCUGUCGCGACAGCAGGCUAAAGUAAAAGAUGUUGAGACGGGAGAAGAGUUAGGGAUGCUGGAUCGAUUUGACGAUAUUCUGGGGUGGUUGAAGCGGAAUAUGCCGAGAGAUGAGGUUGCGGUUAUGCACGGGGAUUACAAGUUAGACAAUCUAAUGUUCCACGCAACAAAACCAGAAGUAAUUGGCCUGCUAGAUUGGGAACGAUGGAGCUUAGGACACCCACUAGCUGAUCUCGCAAACUUGGCUUUAGGACGAUACUGGACUUUUGAAACACUAUAUAACUUGAACGAAACCGGACAAGAACCGGAUAUUGGAAUUCCAAGCACGAAUGAGCUCGUGCAAUGGUAUUGCAAAGAAUCUCACCGAGCAUACCCCAUUCCGGCAUGGAACUACGCCAGGGCUUUCAGUGCGUUCCAGAUGGCUGUCGGUGCACAGAAUGUAGCUUCGAGAGGCAUGCAACGCACGUCCAAUACACCUCAAGCUAUAGGGACGCGAAUAAUCAUACCGGAACUGACAAGGCUCGUUUUGUCGUUUGUAGAUAGAGGUGACUUAAAGUCGAACUUGUGA
This is a messenger RNA of Synchytrium microbalum, 1083 nucleotides long. RefSeq lists its product as uncharacterized. The record is from RefSeq and is a predicted model, not a curated record. The coding region runs from base 1 to 1083 and encodes 360 amino acids. Lineage: Eukaryota; Fungi; Chytridiomycota; Chytridiomycetes; Synchytriales; Synchytriaceae. The transcript has 4 exons.